Mirounga angustirostris (Northern elephant seal) is the source of this 2487-nucleotide messenger RNA. RefSeq names its product leucine rich repeat containing 74A (gene LRRC74A). Bases 979 to 2487 code for a protein of 502 amino acids. The record is from RefSeq and is a predicted model, not a curated record. Gene Ontology annotation, molecular function: protein binding. NCBI's taxonomy places the organism in Eukaryota, Metazoa, Chordata, Mammalia, Carnivora, Phocidae. The transcript has 15 exons.
CCUCCCCGCCGCAUCCCUAAACGCACGGGAGACUGCUUCAGAGCUGGGGUUUAUGGGCUCUCCGGGUUGUGAGCACCAGUUUUUCAACCAAAGCCUCGGCUGGAAACGGGAGAGGCGGCCGUGAAAGGCGAGUGUGGAGUAACCCGGGGGAAGGCAGAUCGUCAUCAUUCUUCUGAGUGGCAAAGAGGGAUUUCCACGUCCCGAAGCCCUCCAGUCACUGACCUGACCGUUGAUGUGCUGCAGGUUUAUCAAGAAGGAACAAACACGCCUCCCGAUUCUCUUGAAAGUAAACUGCAAGUGAACUUCAACUCCAAGACAUGUGAAAACAGCCCAGCGUGUGAAUGAUGGUUGAGUGGUUUCAGGUUAGGCAGCCCGGUAAUUUGGAUUGAACAUGCUUUGGCUGCAACAAACUGUAGUGAUAGAACAUAUGUUUGUCGGGCUUUGCUUUUGAUCUUCUGCUCCAAGGUUGAGGAUGCCUUCCCAAGGGGGAAAGAAAAAAGGAAAGAGAACUGGGUAGAAGAAAAUGGACCUCACCCAUCACUGAAAUAUUUUGUACCUGAAGCACAACCACCUUGAGAGAAGAACAUGGUGGCCGCUCUUCACAGUCACCUGACUAAUGGGCUUGGGUUUGCUCCUGCCUCAGAGGGAAAUACAACACCACCAAGAGGACCCCCCACAGCACCUGCACACUCACAGCCAAGCCUGGGCUCGGCCCCCACGGACAUAUGAGAAAAGAGGACCUGCCAGAGCCACCAAGAGGGGGGGAGGCUGGCUGUUGCCAGGUCCACCCACGUGGAUCACAAUGACUGCAUGAGGUCAUGGAAUGUUGAAGAGGUGAAAUGAUAGUGGGUCCUAAGUCACAAAGUCGCAGGCGGGUGGGCAUCCUUUUGACAGGGCUCCCAGGAAUCGAGCUGUACCACUUUCCCUGAUGAUCCGGGGAAGGAGCUACUUCUCCCAGACAGAGUUGGAGUCCAAUCCAUGCCUAUCCUCUUCCCGCCAAAGCCCCCUCUCCCCAGGGCUUUCUGGGAUGAAAGAAUAACUCCAGAUGAACCCGAAACCGAACCAGCGCCACAGAACAGUGAUGAAACCCUCUACUGUGAGGCCGAGGCCUCCGGGGCUGUGGAAAAAGAGAAGGCAGCCUGGGAGAGCUCAGAAACCGACCUGGAGAUCGAAGAUACGGAGAAAUUUUUCACCACUGGACAAAGGGAGCUAUACCUGGAGGCCUGCAAACUGAUGGGCGUAGUGCCUGUCUCCUACUUUCUUCGGAAUAUGGAGGAGUCCUACGUGAACCUCAACCACCAUGGGCUGGGCCCCAACGGUACCAAGGCUGUUGCUACAGCCCUGGUGUCCAACACAAGUGUCGUCACGCUGGAGCUGGCAGACAACUGUCUCAUGGAGGAGGGCCUCCUGAGCCUGGUGGAGAUGCUUCAGGAGAAUUACUACCUGCAGGAGAUGAAUAUUUCCGACAAUGAUCUUGGCUUGAAGGGGGCCAGAAUAAUCUCAGAAUUCCUUCAGAGAAAUACCUCUUCACUCUGGAACCUCCAGCUUUCAGGAAAUAACUUCAGGGAUGAAGCCGCAGAAUUGUUGUGCCAAGCCCUGUCGGCCAAUUACCAAAUCAAGACGCUGGAUCUCAGCCACAACCAGUUCUCUGAUAAGGGAGGAGAGCACGUGGGCCAGAUGCUGGCCCUCAAUAUAGGGCUCCAGUCACUGGAUCUGAGCUGGAAUCACUUCUGCAUACGGGGAGCUGUGGCCUUGUGCAAUGGUCUCUGGGCUAAUAUGACCCUGCAGAAACUGGAUCUCUCUAUGAACGGCUUUGGGAACGAGGGGGCUACGGCCCUAGGGGAGGUCCUCAGACUCAACAACUCCCUGGUCUACCUAGACGUCAGCAGCAAUGGCAUCAGCAACGACGGAGUCUCCAGAAUCAGCAAAGGGCUGGAGGUCAAUGAGAGCCUCAAAGUUCUGAAGCUUUUCCUGAACCCUAUGAGUAUGGAUGGGGCUGUUUUACUUAUCCUGUCCAUCAAGAGGAACCCCAAAUCCAAGAUGGAAGAGAUCGACAUUUCCAAUGUGCUGGUGUCUGAGCAGUUCCUAAAAAUAUUGGAUGGGGUGUGUGCCAUCCACCCCCAGCUGGAUGUGAUAUACAAGUCAGUGCAAGGCUUCUCUGCCAAGAAAGCACUCCUCCAGUGGACGAACCCCAUGAAAUUGAUCCAGAGCUACGCCGACCAGCACAGAAUCACAGUCGUGGACUUCUUCAGGAGCUUGAACCCUAAAGGACUGAUGACGAUGCCUGUGGGCGACUUCCGGAAAGCUAUGAUACAGCAGGACAAGGUCCCCGUAGACCUGUACCAAGUCAGGGAGCUGGUAAAGAAACUGGAUGACAAGAGAGGCGGGGUGAACUUCAGCUGCUCCACCGAGCUGCACCUCCUCGCCGAGGCCUACGGCUUGGACCCCCGUCUGGCCCUGCGGCUUUGUGUCUUGCAGUGUCCUUAG